AUGGCCAUGGCCGUGACCACUCCGUGGCGUAGAUCUAUCAUUCAACAAUUGCAAGCUCGCAAUAAGCGCGAGCAACUACCAUUUGAGCCUGUGAUUGUUACGUGUAAUAGUCUUAUUGAAAAGAUCGACUCCCUCCAACGCGAAAAGUUGCUUCUUGAAAACAACCCAACUUCAUCGUCACAUUCGGCCAAUGUUUCUGCGGAUAAGCUCGCUCAACUUCAAAAUGAAAUAAAGGAACUAAAGAAGGAUGCAGCACAAAGUGAGACAGUCAACAGUGAACUUAAAUUGCAACUUCAAAGUGCUCUUAAAGAAAAUGCUGAGCUAAAAACAAAGUACCAUGAUGCGAUGGUAAACCUUGAGGCAACUCAAAGCAAGUGCAAUUCUCUUCAGGAAACCUGCAAAGAACUUGAGUCUCAAGUGAACUUGAUCAACGACGAACACACCUCCACACAGCUUGCCUACAAUAGUCUUAAAGACAAAUACGACACACUCAAUACGACCUACAAUUCACUGAUUACCCGGUGGAUUCAGUUAAAGGCAAAAGAUGCUGAUGCGCUAAAUGAGGAAAAUGAAAAGUUUACCAAAAUUCAAAAUGAAAAGAUGAGCAAACAGCUUCAAGAAGCAGCCAAUUCGAUGAUUGUCAAGGAAGAGACGAUCAAUGAAAUGAAUGCCAUUAAUGAAGAUGACAUUUGCAACCCUCUACUUAUUGACGCCAUUUUACCGAGCAAAGUCGCAUUUUCUUUUGAAGGCCACGAUUCAGAGAUAUAUGCUAUAAAGUGGAACAGCAAAACUGAGCAGUUGACAACCGGAGGGGGCGACCGAAAGAGUUUCUCGCCGCCUCAUCAAAUGACUAUGCGAGUCGAGUGUGGACAAUGA
Molecule: messenger RNA, 876 nt
Organism: Rhagoletis zephyria (snowberry fruit fly)
Lineage: Eukaryota; Metazoa; Arthropoda; Insecta; Diptera; Tephritidae
Source: RefSeq, a predicted model, not a curated record